AUGCUCAUCGAUAAAGCAGACGCGGCGUACCCGGGGAAGUUUACUUUUACCAUGAACGAUAACGAGAUUUUGAAAAAAACCGUUCCGGAAGGACAAGGUUGGGCGAUUGAAAACCAAGCCGAAAAGCCGAUUCCGAACGGGGAAAACGCCUUGUGGAGAAAAGGCGCUUUCGAGGUUUUGAGAUUAGACACGAACGAGUUGUUGUACUCGAAGAAAGAGACUGGGAGUCAUUUGGUGGACGGGAAACCGGGAGGUGCGCUGGAUGUGUUCAUCGAGACGAAGAUGAAGGAUGCUUAA
Molecule: messenger RNA, 297 nt
Organism: Bathycoccus prasinos
Lineage: Eukaryota; Viridiplantae; Chlorophyta; Mamiellophyceae; Mamiellales; Bathycoccaceae
Exons: 1
Coding region: 1-297 (98 amino acids)
Source: RefSeq, a predicted model, not a curated record